AGUCGUGGAUCAUUGUGUCUGUUCGUCUGUUCAAACAAACAGCCUAAUAGUUGUCAACAUUUGUAAACGAGGGGAAACUGUUCUUGCGCAUUUGCCAGUAAAUUUUUCGUCCCUUCUCUGACUCAGUAACAAGAUUUCACCAUGGGAAAUGAUGGUGGUACCAUCCCUCGAAGAGACGAGUUGGUGCGAAUGAAGAAGAAAAAAGAAAAGAAAGAUAAAGAUUCUGAGCUUUCAUUUCGGUGGCGCCACUGCAAUAUUACACAAGAACCUCUAGAAGAACCUAUAACAGCCUGCGGUCUCGGUAGACUCUAUAAAAAGCAGGCUGUUAUUGAAGCGUUACUAGAUCGCAGCAUACUUCCACCCUCAGCAAGUCAUAUUAAAAGCAUUAAGGAUGUGCGUGACCUACGCCUCACACCAAACCCUUCUUUUAAGGCUGGUGCUGAGAAGGCUGGCUAUGUUGAUCGAGCCACUUCUCCCUACAUUUGCCCUCUUACUGGUCUUGAAGUGACUGGCAGAUUCCGGUUUGUCUUUUUGUGGACUUGUGGCUGUGUUUUUGCUGAACGGGCCAUGAAAGAAAUUAAGGAAAGGAGUUGCCUGAAAUGUCAGACACCUUUUAAGGAGGAAGACAUAGUCAUCCUUAAUGGGUCUGAUGAAGAAAUUGAUGGUCUCCGUGUGCGCAUGGAAGCUAGACAAGCUCGGUUAAAAGCUGAUAAAAAGGCUAAGUCUGAGGCAAAAAAGAGGAGCAAAACUGCAUCCGAACAAUUGGUAUCGGUAGAGUCGAGUGCUACUACAGUCUCUGUUGAGACAGUUUCUGAUGUCGCACUUCCACAAGUUCCUCAGAAUGAAACUGUAAAGCUACCUUCCAAAUCGAAGCUAACACCAAGUGCUGCUAGCUCAUCCAAACUCCUUGUUGGAGGUAGUUUCAAGUCAAAUCCAGGAGAUAAGCGUGCAGCUACAGACAAAAUGAAUGACCCAGCAUUCAAGAAGUCUAGAGAAUCCUACCAAGUGGCUGCUGAUCCAAGAGCAUCAGAAGUGUUCAAAUCUCUCUUCACCUCUCAUAAAAGCCAUGAGAAGCAAACUCGGGCCCAUUGGGUAACAUACAAUCCAUUUUACAAUUGAAGCAAAAUUACUAUCUGUAUAUAAACAUUUAACUGUGGAUAAAGAAAUAAGAAACUAAACUUUUAUAAAAGAAAUAUUACAACUUGUGGAGAAUAAAUGAUUCCAAUCUAAGGAAAAACAAAAUAGAA
Molecule: messenger RNA, 1247 nt
Organism: Frankliniella occidentalis (western flower thrips)
Lineage: Eukaryota; Metazoa; Arthropoda; Insecta; Thysanoptera; Thripidae
Product: replication termination factor 2
Exons: 5
Coding region: 142-1119 (325 amino acids)
Biological process (GO): mitotic DNA replication termination; site-specific DNA replication termination at RTS1 barrier
Cellular component (GO): nucleus
Source: RefSeq, a predicted model, not a curated record